Brassica rapa (field mustard) is the source of this 5693-nucleotide messenger RNA. RefSeq names its product histone-lysine N-methyltransferase ATX4. Gene Ontology annotation, molecular function: protein binding. Gene Ontology annotation, biological process: regulation of transcription by RNA polymerase II. Lineage: Eukaryota; Viridiplantae; Streptophyta; Magnoliopsida; Brassicales; Brassicaceae. The record is from RefSeq and is a predicted model, not a curated record.
UCGGUUAAUUUCUAAACCGGAAAUCUCAGACAAGUUGUGUAAUUACAUAAACACCCUUCUGAAAAAUUUGGUGGGAAACUUUUCAAUUUUUGUUUUUGUUUUUUGUCAUAGCUGCUUUCUUCCAUAAAGCUGGCUCACCGGUGCACAACAAAGCAGACCAAACAUUUAUAAACAGAGGAACACAAAAGGAGAGAGUUGUGCAGAGAAUAGUAGUUUUUGGCUAUUCUCCGUAACUUUGUUCACAACAUACGGGAGAAAAUAAACAAAAGCAGAUACAAGGAUCUUGGAACGGAAACUCAUAUAUAUAAAGAAAUGAAAAAGAGUAAGACUUUGAUUUUGAUAACAAAGACAAGAUACACGAUCUUUUAAAUUGUGUCCGAGAAGACAAAAAAAAAAAUGAAGGAAGAAGAAGAAGAAGAAAAAGCAUGAGCUCUGUUUUUGCUUAUUUAACCUCACCAAGGCGCAUGUUAGCUAAAACCACAGUAAUGUACACCUUCCUUCACGCUAUUCAGAAUGUGACGCCGUUCGUACAACCCACAUAUUGCAUCUUCUUCUCUCUCUCCAACUCUGCCACGCUUUCUCUCUCUAAAUUUUUCUCUCACCCAGAAAUUAAAAAAAAAAACAAUUCUUUCUCAGUUUUUGUUAUCCAAAUCAUAAGAAAGGACUCUUUUUUCUUUAUAAAAAUUUGAUCUUUCUGAAAACUGAAGAUAGAGAUAGAGCGAGAGAAGUUAGGAACGUCUCUUCUUCUCUCCCUUCCUCCAUACAAAUAAAAUAAAAACUGCAAAGUUUGCGACUUUCCUUGUCAGAGAAGACGAUCGACUUUCUCUUGAUUCUUACUCGUGACAUCGGAGAGGUAGGUUAGGGUUCGCGGAACGAUUUGGGAAGCUUGAUGCUCUGAUUGUUGUUUCUGAGAAGAAGAAGGAAGAUGAUUAUCAAACGGGAACUUAAAACCCAGAUGAUACCGAGUUUGAAACGGUGCAGACUCAGUAACUCGGUGAGUCACUCCACGAAGAAGAGGAAGUCCAACUUGGGAGGUUACUACUACCCUCUCAGCCUUCUCGGAGAUAUCUCCUCCGGGAUCGUUCCAGGCGGAGGUCCGAAUGGUUUCUCUACGAGGGAGGCUCCGUCUGGAGUCUCCCGUCCACCGCUUGUUCCGACAUCUAGGGGGAGAAUCCGUAUGCUUCCUUCUCGGUUCAACGACUCGGUGCUCGACAACUGGAGGAAAGAUGGCAAGAACGGCAGAGAGGGUGAAGUUGAACGCAGGAAGGAGAAAGCUAGUAGUAGUUUGAAAAGCAAGCAACUUGAGGCUCGUGCUUGUGUUGUUGUCAGAGAGAGGGAAGACGAAAGGGUUCAGAGAGAAGGUUUUUAUGGGCCUGAGAACUUUUAUUCAGGCGACUUGGUUUGGGCUAAGUCUGGAAGAUCUGAGCCUUUCUGGCCAGCUAUUGUUAUUGAUCCGAUGGUACAAGCGCCAGAGCUUGUCUUGCGUUCUUGUAUACCUGAUUCAGCCUGCGUUGUCUUCUUUGGUCACUCUGGGAACGAGAGUGAAAGGGAUUAUGCAUGGGUGAGGAGAGGGAUGAUCUUCCCUUUUCUGGAUUAUGUUGCCAGGUUCCAGGAACAGUCUGAGCUGCAGGGAUGCAGCCCUGGGAGGUUUCAGAUGGCUUUGGAGGAAGCAUUUUUGGCAGAUCAGGGAUUCAUGGAGAAGUUGAUGGAUGAUAUUCACACGGCUGCUGGUAACUCGAGUUUUGACGAUUCUUUCCACAGAUGGAGUCAUGAUCUCAAUAACAAUGCUCCAAGCCAGGAGUUAAAGAAUUGCAGAAAUCCACUAGCCUGUGCAGGAUGUGAAACAGUCAUUUCUUUUGAGAUGGCUAAAAAAAUGAAAGCUCUGACUCCCGGUGAUCAAUUGUUGUGUAAACCAUGCUCAAGGGUGAAAAAGUCAAAACACAAUUGUGGUAUAUGCAAGAGGAUAGGGAAUCAUUUGGACAGGCAAACCUGGGUGAAAUGUGAUGGUUGUAAAGUUUGGGUACACGUAGAGUGUGACAAAACAUCAGAUAAACAUUUGAAGGGUUUGGGAGAAACAGAUUACUACUGUCCUACUUGCAGAGCUAAAUUCAACUUUGAGCUAUCAGAUUCAGAAAAACCAAAGUUAAAACUUGGAAAAGGCGAUGGUGGGAUGGUUCUUCCUGACAAGGUUAUUGUGGUAUGCUCUGGAGUUGAAGGAAUCUAUUUCCCAAGUCUCCAUCUAAUCGUAUGUAAGUGUGGCUCAUGUGGACCUCAAAAGAAAGCACUUAGUGAAUGGGAAAGGCAUACUGGAUCGAAAGUAAGAAAUUGGAAGACGAGUGUGAAAGUCAAAAGCUCAAAGCUGCCGCUAGAAGAAUGGAUGAUGAAGUUAGGAGAGUUGCAUGCAAAUGCUACAGCAGCUAAUGUUCCUAAACGACCUUCCAUAAAGCAGAGAAAGCAGAAGUUGCGUGCUUUUCUGUCAGAGAGGUAUGAACCGGUCAAUGCGAAAUGGACAACAGAACGAUGUGCUGUUUGUAGAUGGGUUGAAGACUGGGACUACAACAAGAUUAUUAUCUGCAACAGAUGCCAAAUAGCAGUGCAUCAAGAAUGCUAUGGGGCUACAAAUAUUCACGAUUUCACCUCAUGGGUCUGUAAAGCAUGCCAGAAGCCAAGUAUUAAGCGGGAUUGCUGCCUCUGCCCUGUAAAAGGAGGUGCACUAAAGCCAACUGAUGUGGAAACACUGUGGGUUCAUGUGACGUGUGCUUGGUUUCAGCCUGAAGUAUGUUUUGCAAGUGAUGAAAAAAUGGAACCAGCUGUUGGGAUUUUGAGUAUUCCAUCUAGUAAUUUUGUCAAGAUAUGUGUGAUAUGCAAACAAAUACAUGGCUCGUGCACUCAGUGCUGCAAGUGCUCUACGUAUUAUCACGCCAUGUGUGCCUCCCGAGCUGGUUAUAGAAUGGAGUUGCACAGCUUGGAGAAAAAUGGUCGGCAGAUAACAAAUAUGCUAUCCUACUGUGCUUACCACAGAGCUCCAGACCCAGAUACUGUGUUAAUUAUGCAAACUUCUAAAGAUGUCUUCUCUGCAAAAGGUCUUGUCCAAAACAAGAAGCAAGGCGGUUCCAGGCUCAUUUCAUCAAUCAGAAGAGACGAUAAAGAGUCACCCGCAGAGGAUACCGUUACAUGUGAUCCGUUUUCUGCUGCUCGUUGUCGAGUAUAUAGAAGAAAUACCAAUACCAAGAAGAGGAGUGAAGAAGAAGCUAUCCCUCACCACACAAGGGGACCAAGCCAUUAUCCAUCAGCAGCAAUCCGAACUCUAAACACUUUCAGGCAUGUCCCGGAGGAACCCAAAUCGUUUUCAUCUUUCAGAGAACGACUUCGCCACUUGCAGAGGACAGAAAUGGAUAGGGUCUGCUUUGGGAGAUCUGGAAUACAUGGAUGGGGUCUUUUUGCUAAAAGAAUUAUCCAAGAUGGAGAAAUGGUUAUUGAAUACAGAGGGGAACAAGUGAGAGGCAGCAUUGCAGACUUGAGAGAAGCGCGUUACCGCAGAGAAGGGAAGGAUUGCUAUCUGUUCAAGAUCAGUGAGGAAGUAGUGGUUGAUGCUACAGAUAAAGGGAAUAUUGCUCGGCUGAUCAACCAUUCGUGUACGCCAAAUUGCUAUGCAAGGAUAAUGAGCGUAGGAGAUGGGGAAAGCAGGAUAGUUCUGAUCGCCAAGGCCAAUAUAGCUGUGGGAGAGGAGUUAACGUAUGAUUACUUAUUUGAUCCAGACGAGCCAGAGGAAUUCAAGGUGCCAUGUCUAUGUAAAGCUCCCAACUGCAGGAAAUUCAUGAAUUAGAUUAGAUAAGGUGCACAUGAUACAACAUGAAGAAGAAGAUAAAGAAGCCAAGCAAUAUUCUCCUUUUUUCUUAUAUAUAUAUUGCUCAAGAAACGAUAUAGUUUAUAGGUAGUGAGCUAAUAAGUGACCCAACUCUUUAUCCCUUUUCUGGCUCUCUGUAUAGACAACUUGUUAGUUUCAGGAAGAAUCCAGUUUUAAUUAUUCUUGUCAAUGAUGCAUCUUCCUGAGCCUCAGUUGAGUUGCCUGGAUUGGGUAAUGAACCUAUCUCCUCCGUCUGUUCUUAUUUCUCUCUCUUUCUAGUUCACUGAAUGCAGCUUCCUCCUCCAAUUUCCAAAAGCCUAUCCUUUUUUAUCGCAUGCGUCAUGCAGCGAUUUGUCAAAACUAGAGUUAUUCCGGCCUAAACACGUUUCAGAAAAACAUUAUACUUUUCACUUUUGAAUAUAGUGGCAUGAAUCUAAAUGAAAAUGAAUUUUUGACCCAAAUGUAAAAUAUAUUUUUUUGUCCUAUCAACUAAUUCGGUAGGUUUUGGAUAAAAAAACACUUAGUGUAAUAAAGUGAAUUGGCUAUCAUACUGACUAAUCCAAAUUUAGAAUAUCUUCCGGUUAAUAUCAGGAUAUCCAAAUGUUUUGUUACUGAAACUGCAUGGACCAAGCUCAAAUCUAAAUUGGCUAAAUGGCACCAAUUUUUGUUUUCACAUGAAAUGGAGCCAUGACAGACAGAUUCACACCUUGUCUCAAAUUUUACCACUAGACUACCAUUUUGUUCAUUAAAGACCUUUUUAAAUAGACCAAAGAAAAAAAAUGUAACGAGCAUAUUUAGUGGACUUUUUGACACAUGGAUUGCCAUUCUUUAGGCCAUUUCACCAUCAAAGAGUUGUAUAUUGUGGAGCCCCUUUACAAAAUCUGAAUAUUCUCUAUAUGAGUGGCCUACCUUCGUUUGACUCAUCGUAAGAGCCUAAGACCGUUCGUACUAGUAACGAAAAGAAGACUGUUUCCUGUUUGUCCAUCUUGUACUAAAACCCGUAUUCCUAGCUUCCUACAUCUCUAAAACACACACACCACACAAAUUUUGAUUGAAAAGAAUCAAAGAUAUAUCGACGUCUUGCUUAUUGGCUUCUUAAGAGCAUCUCCAAAAGGAACUCUAUUUUGAAGUUUCCAAAACUCUAUAUUUGAAGUUUAAAGGUGUUUUUCUCCAAAAACAAAAAUUCAAACUAUUUAAACUCAAACAAAAUACCAUGUUAUUUCAAAAAAUGAUUUUCGUAAUACAUAUAUGAUCUAUUAGUGGAUUUUGAAGUAAAAAUGGCUUUCCUCAUUUUUACUUUGUAGAUUACGAGUUAAAAGUUAUUGAAAUCGGGUAAUAUUUAUACUUGUAAAUACAUUAGAUCGGAACAAGAAACUAAAAGAGAAACAAAAAAUAUUGCUAAAAGACUAAUUUUAUUUUCGAUGAUAUUGAUACUCGUGAAUAUAUUCGAUAUGAACAAGAAAGAAUUGUACGAAAAUACAUAAAAAACAACAACAACAAUUAUCUUCAGUUACACAAAACAUCUGGACAAUAUUUGAAAAUUUUGAAGAUUCCGGAUCAAACUUACCUGACUAUUAGUGUUGUUGUAAUAUUUAAAUUUUUGUAAUAGUUAUGUCUUCAUGUAAUUUUUUAAAAUCUUUUUGUUAAGUUUUUUUGUAUAUUAUUGUUGUCUAAAUCUAGCUUAAAAUAUUUUAAAUCUUAUUUUAAAUUUUUAUUUAAUUUUAUGUGUAAAAUUUAAAAUAUGUAAACAAAAUUUAAAAUAUUUAUGAGAUAUAUUUUUUAAGGAUUAAAACAACAAACGGGAAAAUAUUUAUAAAUCAUAAAGGUGAUGUGUAAUUGUAUGAAC